Molecule: messenger RNA, 6995 nt
Organism: Mobula hypostoma (lesser devil ray)
Lineage: Eukaryota; Metazoa; Chordata; Chondrichthyes; Myliobatiformes; Myliobatidae
Gene: egfra
Product: epidermal growth factor receptor a (erythroblastic leukemia viral (v-erb-b) oncogene homolog, avian)
Exons: 28
Coding region: 158-3820 (1220 amino acids)
Biological process (GO): protein phosphorylation; multicellular organism development; neurogenesis
Cellular component (GO): signaling receptor complex; plasma membrane; basal plasma membrane
Molecular function (GO): ATP binding; epidermal growth factor binding; epidermal growth factor receptor activity
Source: RefSeq, a predicted model, not a curated record
CCCAGCGACGUGACGUCAGCAUGAGUGCUGGGUUCGAGCUGACAUUGGAAGGGAAGCGUAGAUCCUCCGGCGGCAGUGCAAAGUCAGCGCUCGUGUAGCCCGUCGCCGCCGCUCUCCGCUUGCUGUGAGAUAUCGCCCGGAGUGAAGCAGGCACAAGAUGAGUUGUCCGCUGCGGUGCCGGGUUCUCAACUCGCUCCAGCUCCCGUUCCUCAUCCUGCUGAGCUUCUGCAGCUCGUCCGUGUCCAGGGAAGUUUGUUCAGGAAUUGAAAACAAGCUCACGCUGCUGUCAAAUGUGCAUGACCAUUACAGCAACCUUCGUCGGACUUACAACGCUUGUGAGGUAGUGAUGGGAAAUCUGGAAAUAACGUUCCUGCAGCCGUAUCAUGACGUGUCCUUCCUUGAAAGUAUUCAGGAAGUAUCAGGUUAUGUCCUCAUAGCCCUCAAUAAAAUUUCAAGGAUCCCUCUGCAGAAUCUUCGGAUUAUCCGAGGCCACCAACUUUAUGACGACAAGUAUGCACUAGUCAUUUUAUCGAACUACGAUCAGAAUGGAGUCAGUGGGCUUAGUGAGCUGCCCUUACAGAAUCUCACAGAAAUUUUAUUCGGCACAGUGAAAUUUACUUCAAAUCCUCAGCUUUGUUACUUGCAAUCGAUUCAUUGGGAUGAUAUUCUAGAAGAUAAGGAGGCGCCUAGUCUAACCGUUAAUUUCACUGCAGCAAAUUGCCCCAAAUGUCAUUCGCAGUGUCAAGAGGAAGCAUGCUGGGGUCCAGGUAUAGAGAACUGUCAAAAAUUCACAAAGAAAAUCUGCGCACAACAAUGUUCGGGUCGAUGCAGAGGUCCGAACCCCAGUGACUGCUGCCACAGCCAAUGUGCUGCUGGAUGUACAGGACCCAGGGAAUAUGACUGUCUGGCUUGUCGGAAGUUCAGCGACGGAGGCACUUGUAAAGAAUCCUGUCCUCGCUUGGAAAUUUAUAAUACAAUCACUUUUCAAAUGGAGCGGAAUCCACACGGAAAAUAUAGUUUUGGAGCAUCCUGUGUAGAGAAGUGUCCCCAUAACUAUGUGGUAACAGACCUUGAUUCCUGUGUUCGAUCCUGCAGUCCUGGUACACAUGAGGUGGAUGAGGACAAUAUCAGAAAGUGUAAAAAAUGUGAAGGACCUUGUCCAAAAGACUGCAGCGGAAUUGGAGUUGCACCCUUGAAGGAUGUCAUGUCAAUCAAUUCCUCAAAUAUUGAUUUAUUUAAAAAUUGCACCAAAAUUAAUGGCAAUGUGGUCAUUUUGGAAGUGGCCUUCAAAGGUGAUAACUUCUCAAAAGCACCUCCACUGCUCCUAGAAAAAUUGGAAAUCUUUAGAACUGUCAAAGAAAUAACAGGCUAUUUUUUAAUUCAAAGUUGGCCAGAUAAUUACACAGAUCUACAAGUGUUUGAAAAUCUCGAAAUAGUGCGUGGCCGAACUCAGCAUCACAGCAGUAUAUCAUUUGCUUUGGCCAACCUGGGCAUCAGCUCUUUGGGACUGCGUUCCCUCAAAGAGGUUAGCGAUGGUGAUGUAAAGAUAUUUAACAACAAGAAACUCUGCUAUGUGUGGACCAUGAACUGGAAACAACUCUUCAAAUCUCCCCGGCAGGCAAUCACUAAAAAGGGAAAUAAGCCAGACGCAGAAUGCAAAGCUGAAAAACGGAUCUGCCAUCCGCUGUGUUCUGACGAUGGUUGUUGGGGCCCUGGACCCUCGCAGUGCUUUUCUUGUCGUUAUUACAUCCGUGAAAGAAUGUGUGUUAAGAAGUGCAACAUUUUUGAUGGGAAAGUGAGGGAGUAUAUGGAAGGAUCCCGGUGUUUUCAAUGUGAUGGCGAAUGUAAACCACAGAAUGGGUCUGAAACUUGCAGAGGACCUGGGAACCAAAAUUGUAGCGAAUGUGCUAAUUUUAAAGAUGGCCAACACUGUAUGAAAAGCUGUCCUUCUGGAAUCACUGGAGAAAAUAAUACCCUCAUCUGGAAGUACCCUGAUGAGAAAAAGCAUUGCCAACUCUGUCACCUAAAUUGCACUCAAGGGUGUAAGGGACCAAUGCUUGAAGAUUGUGAUCAUUAUGCUGGGACCCACAUUCCUUCCAUUGCUGCAGGAGUUGUUGGCGGGCUCCUUGGUUUGGUCAUGUUGGCUUUGUUGAUUGGAGUAUUUCUGCGGAGAAGGCAUGUCAGAAAGAAGAGGGCUUUGCGACGUUUGCUGCAGGAACGGGAGCUGGUUCAGCCUCUAACACCCAGUGGAGCUGCUCCAAAUCAAGCCCUUCUGCGGAUCCUUAAAGAGACAGAAUUCAAGAAAAUCAAAGUGCUUGGCUCUGGAGCAUUUGGCACUGUAUACAAGGGCUUGUGGAAUCCAGAGGGGGAAAAUGUCAAAAUCCCUGUUGCUAUCAAAGUAUUGAGAGAAGCAACCUCACCAAAAGCUAAUAAAGAAAUCCUUGAUGAAGCAUAUGUGAUGGCCAGUGUUGACCAUCCCCAUGUUUGUCGGUUAUUGGGAAUCUGUCUCACUUCAACCGUGCAACUUGUCACACAGCUGAUGCCCUUUGGUUGUUUGUUGGACUACAUACGGGAAAACAAAGAAAAUAUUGGCUCCCAGUAUCUUCUCAACUGGUGUGUGCAGAUAGCAAAGGGAAUGAGCUAUUUAGAGGAGCGGCGGUUAGUACACCGGGACUUGGCGGCUCGAAAUGUUCUGGUAAAGACACCUCAGCACAUAAAGAUUACAGACUUUGGACUUGCCAGACUUCUGGAUGUGGAUGAAAAAGAAUACCAUGAGGAUGGUGGCAAAUUACCUAUCAAAUGGAUGGCAUUGGAAUCGAUCCUUCAUAGGACAUUUACCCAUCAGAGUGAUAUCUGGAGUUAUGGUGUGACCAUUUGGGAACUAAUGACAUUUGGCUCUAAGCCCUAUGAUGGUAUUCCUGCUUGUGAAAUCCCAAAUAUCUUGGAGAAAGGGGAACGAUUGCCACAACCUCCAAUCUGUACAAUCGAUGUAUACAUGAUCAUGGUUAAAUGUUGGAUGAUUGAUGCAGAAAGUCGACCUAGAUUCCGAGAGCUGACGUCUGAAUUCUCCCGGAUGGCCCGAGAUCCACAACGUUACCUUGUAAUUCAGGGUGAUGAUCGCAUGUACCUGCCAAGUCCAAGUGACUCAAAAUUUUACCGCACCGUAAUAGAGGAAGAAGAUAUGGAAGAUAUUGUGGAUGCCGAUGAAUAUCUUGUUCCUCACGCAGGUUUCUUCAACAGUCCUUCCACAUCAAGGACACCCUUAUGUACAUCAGUGAGUAUGACAAGCAACAAUUCAUCAACUUUGAUUAAUAGAAAUGGACAUCAAGGAAUUCCUAAGAGAGAAGACAGUUCAACAUUACGCUAUAGUUCCGAUCCAACAGUUCUUCUUGAUGACGAUGACAUAAAUGGAUGUUUCCAACCAGCCCCAGAAUAUAUCAACCAAAUUCAAAAUAAGCCGCUUCCAAAUCAUUUGAUAAGCCCUAUCUCUGAUAUGGAAAACCCAGGUUACCAGGAACUUUUUGUCCCCCUCAUCAAGAAUGGCAGAGGUGACUCUCAGUAUUUAAAUUCAUUCACUAAUGCAAUGGAGAAUCCAGAGUAUGUGAGUGCUUCCAAACCCAUCAACAAAGCAGGUCUGGACCAUCCCAAUCACUGGGACCAGACAGUGCUUCCCAGUGUCAGCUUGGACAAUCCUGAAUACCAGGAGGAUCUCGUUUCUAAACACACAAAAGUGAAUGGUCAUGUUGAAGCGACAGCUGAGAAUCCAGAGUACCUUGGUGUUGUAGCGCCACCCAGAGGUCAAAAACGCACUACAGUAUGAUACAGCAAGCAGACCUUUACACACAACCUGGUGUCCAAACCCUGCUGGUGAAUUUUAAGUGCAGCUAUGCUGUGGUACUGAUAAUGGACAUUUCCAUAGGGCAAUGGAAAAGCAACGAAUGUGAAUAUUUUCUCCUAAAAUAAGCAUUAGGAUAGUACUGGUGAUGGAGCUUUACCCUGACACUUUAAAUUAGGUUUAUAAAACCUAGAAAGGAAAUAGAUGUAGUUUUUUUUUCCCCAGUGGCAUUCCACAUUUCUUUUAAACAUUAAAUUGCAUACUUGUUAUGUGUAGAUAAUGGCUAAAGUUUGUGUCAUAGCCAAUUUUUCAGAAAUUUCGUUAGGUCUUGUUUCAAUACCACCUUCAUAUAGCUAAAAACAUUCUUCCCUCCACAGGACUUGCAUAUUCAUAAAUAAAAUUAAAUAUGCAAUUAGUUUUACUUUUAAAAUGUUUGUUAAUACUUCAGAGAAUGUAUUAAAUGCAGUAUCCAAGUAAUAUGAAGGGUGAUUGAUAAGUUGGUGGCCUAAGGUAGAAGGAGUCAAUUUUAGAAAACCUAGCAUAUUUAUUUUUCAACAUAGUCCCCUCCUACAUUUACACACUUAGUCCAGCGGUCGUGGAGCAUACGGAUUCCUUCUUUGUAGAAGUGGUCCACAGCAGGGGUGAUUGUUCAUGGCCGAAGGUAGAAGGAGAUCAGUUAUCAGCUUCAAGCUUUCUGCAUUUUCACUCAAAGAGUUGGACUGCACGUGCAUGUAACGAGAGCAUCUUGGACCUCCAGGUGGUCCACAUCAGGGGUGAUUGAUAAGUUCGUGGCCUAAGCAUGUGCAGUUCAACUCUGAGUGAAAAUGCUGAAAGUUUGAAGUUAAUAACUCAUCUCCUUCUACCUUAGGCCAUGAACUUAUCAAUCACCUCUGCUGUGGACCACUUCUGGAGAUCCAAGCACCGACUUCUACAAAGAAGGGAUCUGUAUGCUCCACGACCACUGGACUAAGUGUGUAAAUGUAGGAAAAAUCAAUGUGCUAGGUUUUCUAAAAUUGACUGCUUCUACUUUAGGCCACGAACUUACCCUUUGUCUGAGCAACUCUGUGGAAUGAGUACUAAUAUCCAGGUAAAGUGGACUCUGAAAUCUCAACUAUUCUUGUGUGAACUGGGAAGAUGAUUAAAAUAUGGAGUAAAAUUAGCACAAGUUUUGUAUUUCUCAAGAAUAUCUCCUGACCAUAUGAAAAACUUGCCUUCUGAUGAUUUGAACACUGCAUCUUCAAACUCAUUAAUUAUUUACUCUCAAGUAAUUCAUCAAGAAGUAAAUGAGCAAUUCACUUGUACAAAAUGCUGGAGGAACUUGGCAGGUCAGGCGGGUUCUACAGUAUGGAGAGGAAUAAAGAGUCUUUGUUUCAGGUUGAAACCCUUCACUUAGUUCUAUUUGCUUUAUGCAAAGUAGUUCAAAUUUUACCUGUGAAUGUAACUAAGUCCAGUAUUAAUUUAGUCCUCUUACUUUAGCUCUUCAUUCUCUUGUGCCCACAUCCCUUGUCUUGUAAAACAAAUAACAGAACUGUUCUUGUAUCAUGCUGUUUGGCUUUGUUGUUCCUCUCCAUGCCUUGUGGCAACCUUGCCAUUUCUUUAGCCUUUAUCCAGGGUUUUUUUUUAUGAGGACGAGUUGCUAGGUCAACACUCAGCCCAGUACGGAUGGAACGCAUGCAAGGAGCCCGUCGGAUUCAAACCCAGGACCACUCACCUCAAAGUCCGGUGCUGAUGCCACUACACCACCGGCUGGCUUAAUCUGUAUUUAGGAGCCUCAUAUUUGCUUCUUGCCAUUCUUCAUACAAAGUUAUGAUCAAAAUAGCUGAAAUUCAUGAAAUCAAAUGAUUCUUUUAAAAACUGAAACUAAAUAAACACUAAAUGCUGAAACAGUCGGCUGUUCAGGCAGCAUCUGUUAGAGAGGAAUAGAGUACAUGGUUAAUAUUUCACUUCGCUCACUUUGGCUGCUGUAUUUUUAGGUCUCAUUAACUCAAUUUAAAUUCCACAGAUGCUGCUUUGGGAGUUAAACCCUUGGUCCACUAUAAAGUUAUUCUACUCCUAGCUUUGACAUUGCUCCUUGCAAAGGAGGUGUUCCACACUCCUCAGUCACAGCUGCAAGGUCUCAUAAAAUCUUUAAAGUAUGACUGAAAUUGGAACUGCUUUGUGUUCCAUCUCUCUGCUUAACUGGGACUCAUCACUUAACAAUAACAAUGCACUACUCAAAGGUGAACUUUCCUCUGCACCUGCUCUACCUUCUGACAUUAUUCUCAAUGAAUUCCUAAUGACGGUCAUUAUGCAAUACUUGUUUGUGUUGAUCAAUUUGAUAGUGGUGAGGUAAUAUUUAUGAAAUAUGGAAGAUGGCUGAGUUAUCUGGAUGAAGGAUUAUGGAAAUUAAGGUAUUUGUUUUCCAACAAUGUGGAUUGUAUCCCUUUUUUAAUUGUGUAGAUUUUGCAGACAAAUGUUGCUGAGAUUUAAUAAUUUUAGAAAACAAAUGAAUUGUUGAAGCACUAUUUGUAUAGAAGUGAAAUCCAGUCUUUUAUAUGGUGUAUUGAUAAAAAUAAAUCAUUAUAUGCUUAUAUGUAUAUAAGAGUCCAGAAACAUAACAAUGGAAUGUAUGCUACAUAAUGGACAUAUUUAAUUAAUUGUUAAAUAUUUUGAUUGUUUCUUCAAGAUGAGAUGAGCAUUUUAAGAUUUUAUGCACAUUAACUUCUUGGAGAUUUAUGAAUGUUUCAUUUGUUUUACCUAAAGUUUUUUGACUUCUCGCUUAAAGCGAUAGGUUGCCCUCGUCUCUCUGUGGUCAAACAUCAUGAAUCACUGCCAAUCCAUUCCUUAACAUCAGUCUGCUCAUUCUCACAGCUGUUUAUGGUUGCUGUACACAAAUGGACACAGCAAUCCUUACUACAGUAAGUGUACUUCAAAAAUAUUCCCUUUGGAAUUUUGAAGUGACUCUAUCAUUGUUAAAGGCAUUACAUAGAUGUGUCUUUCUUUUCCUUAACUUUUUAAAAAAACAUUUUGCAAGCUUUUGGCAUAACAAAACACACACUACAUUCUGUACUUAAGUGUCAGUUACAAUUUUGUAUUUGAAUAUUUUACAAAUUUUGCUUUCUUUUCCAUGAAAAUAUAAAACCACUGAUGCAUGAUACUUUACUGAAAUAAAAUAUUUGUG